Molecule: messenger RNA, 1027 nt
Organism: Prosopis cineraria
Lineage: Eukaryota; Viridiplantae; Streptophyta; Magnoliopsida; Fabales; Fabaceae
Product: auxin-responsive protein SAUR71-like
Exons: 1
Coding region: 216-725 (169 amino acids)
Biological process (GO): response to auxin
Source: RefSeq, a predicted model, not a curated record
CCAGCAGCCAAGAUCCCUCCGCGUUAUAUACAUCUCUCUCUCCCUCUUUCUUCUUUCAUCUCCUCCAUAAGUUUCCGACCGAUCCCAACCUAAAAAAGCCCUAACACCCCCCCACCUCUCUCUGUCCAUGUUCUCUAUCAUAUCCACCUCCUGAUCCCAGACACACAAGUUUCAUUCAGGGGCUAGCUACCUGCGAUCAAGAGAGAGAACUGAAUAUGGAGAGCGUGAAGCAGAAAUGCAUGAGGGUAUGGGGACGAUGCAAGCGAUGCAAAGAGGGAAGCCGACGCAGCAGCAGCUACAACAUACUCUCGAGGGUUCGAGAAUCACUGCAAAAGAGCAACAAGAAGAAGAAGCAGAAGGUGGCUCCGGAGGGAUGCUUCUGGGUGUACGUGGGACCCCAGAGAGAGAGAUUCCUGGUGAAGAUAGAGCUGGCGAAUCAUCCGAUGUUCCAGGUGCUUCUAGAUGAUGCAGAGAGCGAGUAUGGGUACAGAAACGACGGGCCCAUAUGGCUUCCUUGUGAUGUUAAUCUCUUCUGCGAGGUUGUGGCGGAGAUGGAGAUAGAGAUCGAAGAAGAUAGGAUGAGUUCUGCGUCAUCGUCAUGGGGUUGCUCUUUUCAUCCCAAGAGUUACCCUAACUCAGUUAUGUACAGUCCUCUUUCCUAUCUCUCUAACCAUACUGGCGCUACAGAUUACGAGCUUAUGAGUCCCUGCAGAUUGUAUGUUUAAACUAGCUUUAUUUGUAUGUAUGUAUGUAACCAUGUAUGUAUGUAGGUAUGUAUCAGUACGUACGUUCCCAGAGCUUUUAGGCUGCGAAUAAUGGUAUAAACAUGUAUGAACACAUUUACAGAUGCAUGUGGGAUACGAUUAUUGUGAGUCGUAACAGAAGGAGUGUCUCUAUUCUUUUUCUUCCUUGUAGAAGUUAGGGAGGAGAGACAAACAGCAUCUAUAGCUAACUCAAAUCUAGGUUUCAGUUACGCUUAGAUAUUCCAACUGACAUUCAUCUAUAUAGAAUGUUUUUCUUGUUCUCA